Cylicostephanus goldi is the source of this 518-nucleotide messenger RNA. NCBI's taxonomy places the organism in Eukaryota, Metazoa, Nematoda, Chromadorea, Rhabditida, Strongylidae. The record is from the annotation of a GenBank genome assembly.
AUGAGAGUUGCAACUGCUGUGUGGUGGUUUUUCACGAUGAUAUUGCUUUCAUCCUAUACUGCCAAUCUGGCAGCUUUUCUUACCACACAACGAAUGUUAACCCCUAUUGAAAACGCGGAUGACUUGUCUUCGCAGACGAAGAUCAAGUAUGGGACACUUGGACGAGGCUCGACGAUGUCUUUUUUCAAUGAGUCCAAGAUUGAAACCUAUGAGAGAAUGUGGAAGCUGAUGUCUAGUAAUCCUGCUUAUUUUGUCAACUCUUCAAAAGAGGGUAUUGCUCGAGUAAAGAGCUCGGACUAUGCCUAUCUUAUGGAAUCAUCGAUGCUCGAAUAUGCGGUUGAACGCGACUGUGAGCUGAUGCAGAUUGGAGGUCUACUCGAUCAGAAAGGUUAUGGAAUUGGAUUACCAAAAGGUGAAGUUCUCUUCCUUGUUCACAAAAAUUCAGAAAAAAUGUUGCAAAAGAGUCAAACCAACUCGCAUGUGUGCCUGAAAUUGCACUCUUAUGAAUUUCGCUGAAA